Molecule: messenger RNA, 258 nt
Organism: Mytilinidion resinicola
Lineage: Eukaryota; Fungi; Ascomycota; Dothideomycetes; Mytilinidiales; Mytilinidiaceae
Exons: 1
Source: RefSeq, a predicted model, not a curated record
GUCGGCCAGCUAGGCAUGCAGACUGUCGGCAAGCUAGGCAUGCAGACUGUCGGCAAGCUAGGCAUGCAGACUGUCGGCAAGCUAGGCAUGCAGACUGUCGGCGAGCUAGGCAUGCAGACUGUCGGCGAGCUAGGCAUGCAGACUGUCGGCGAGCUAGGCAUGCAGACUGUCGGCGAGCUAGGCAUGCAGACUGUCGGCGAGCUAGGCAUGCAUACUGUCGGCGAGCUAGGCAUGCAGACUGUCGGCGAGCUAGGCAUG